CAGUUCUUGACCAUCCUAUCUAUUUCAAUUCUAGUUGUACCUAUGGCAUGCAAUGUGCCUCUGAUACGUGUACAGGAUGAAUGGCUUCCCUUACCUUACGAAAACGAACUUUUUAUAUUAUCCAGAAAGGGAGUCGUUUGUGAAAUAAAGAAUGAAAGGUGCAACUCAACAAGGAGUGAUGGGGUUUUGGUGUUGACAACUCAACGGUUGGUGUUCAUUGACAAAAGGAUUGACCAACACGCUGCUAUGCAAUCCUUUGAGGCUCCCCUUUACGGCAUAUGGAACGAGAAAUUCCAUCAGGUAGUACUUUCUUCUUCAUUCCGUUGCUAUUAUGACUCAGUGGUUGUGUCAGCCGAUACUAUCUGCCAAUAGCCUUUCUUGUGAUGUACAACCAGUAAGUCUCUAUAGUCGCCGACCUUUUUGUUUGUGUUGCUAAUAUUUACAGUUUGAUGAUCAACCUUUUUCGGGGCUUGUACACUGCAAGUUU
Molecule: messenger RNA, 487 nt
Organism: Galdieria sulphuraria
Lineage: Eukaryota; Rhodophyta; Bangiophyceae; Galdieriales; Galdieriaceae
Exons: 2
Coding region: 43-372 (109 amino acids)
Biological process (GO): positive regulation of DNA-templated transcription
Cellular component (GO): nucleus
Molecular function (GO): chromatin DNA binding; transcription coactivator activity
Source: RefSeq, a predicted model, not a curated record